This is a messenger RNA of Vigna unguiculata (cowpea), 1124 nucleotides long. RefSeq names its product inositol polyphosphate multikinase beta-like. The record is from RefSeq and is a predicted model, not a curated record. Gene Ontology annotation, cellular component: cytoplasm; nucleus. Lineage: Eukaryota; Viridiplantae; Streptophyta; Magnoliopsida; Fabales; Fabaceae. Gene Ontology annotation, biological process: inositol phosphate biosynthetic process. Gene Ontology annotation, molecular function: inositol-1,4,5-trisphosphate 3-kinase activity; inositol tetrakisphosphate kinase activity.
GUUGUCCUUUACGUCAUGUGACAUUCAUUGCAAACCAAAACAAAAAAAUCAGAACUUUUUGUCUUUCACUCUGAACCAAUCCAAAAAAAUGUGAUUAGAUGAUUAGAUGGAGUAAAGCUAAAGAAUUGAUUCGGAUCUUAAAUCAUAAACUAUUAUAUAUAUAAUGGUGAAGUUACGUACAUCUUCGGAUCUGAAGUGUAUCAAGACAAUAUAAAUGAAUCGUGAAAAAUGCUGAAAGUGCCGGAGCACCAGGUGGCGGGUCACAUGGCGAAGAACGGCAUUCUGGGUCCGCUGGUGGACGAUUCUGGAAAGUUCUACAAGCCACUGCAGGACAACGACAGGGGCGCCGCCGAGCUCUCCUUCUACACCACCCUCGCCGUCCCCGCCUCCAUCCGCCCCUUCUUCCCGGCAUUCCACGGCACCGCCGUCGUCCCCGCCUCCGACGGCUCCGGCCCCCACACCCACCUCCUCCUCCAGGACCUCAUCGCGCCCUACACCAAACCCUCCGUCAUGGACGUCAAAAUCGGCUCCCGAACAUGGCACCUCGAUCACUCCGAAGACUACAUCGCUAAAUGUCUCAAAAAAGACAGAACCACCUCCACCGUCCCCCUCGGCUUCCGAAUCACCGGCGUCAAGGACUCCCUCUCCUCCUGGGAACCGUCCAGAACCUUCCUACAGACCCUCUCCGCCGAGGGCGUCGCCGUGGUCCUCCGCAAAUUCGUCUCCUCCUCCAACUCCGACGAUUCCCGUUCCGACCCUGAUUGCGACUUUGCGGCGGAGGUUUUGGGCGCCGUCUUGGAGCGGCUGGUGGAGCUGAAGGCGUGGUUUGAGGUUCAGACUCUGUAUCAUUUCUAUUCGUGUUCUGUUCUGGUGGUGUAUGAGAAGGAGAAGGGGAACACCAAGCCUUUGGUCAAACUCGUUGACUUUGCUCAUGUAGUUUCAGGGAAUGGUGUGAUUGAUCAUAACUUCUUGGGUGGCCUCUGUUCCUUCAUCAACUUCAUCAGGGACAUCCUUCAAGCUCUUCCUCACUGAGUCCUGAUUUCUUUUUCUCUGUUUUUCUCACACUCUUGUUCAAAAAUAUUAUCAGAUAAUAAUGACUCAUUUGACUCCUUCUGUCAUCAUCA